Molecule: messenger RNA, 1673 nt
Organism: Grus americana (Whooping crane)
Lineage: Eukaryota; Metazoa; Chordata; Aves; Gruiformes; Gruidae
Gene: PNOC
Product: prepronociceptin
Exons: 4
Coding region: 64-669 (201 amino acids)
Biological process (GO): neuropeptide signaling pathway; sensory perception; chemical synaptic transmission
Cellular component (GO): neuronal cell body; dendrite; axon terminus
Molecular function (GO): opioid receptor binding
Source: RefSeq, a predicted model, not a curated record
AGGAGUCACAGAUCAGAGGAGCUGGCAGCCGACAGCACACCCGCAGCUGCUGCCGGUGCCGCCAUGAGGGCUGUGCUCUGGGACCUCCUGCUGCUCUGCCUCUUCGCCCGGGCACGGGGGGACUGCCGGGGGGACUGCCUGCGCUGCGACCGCCACCUCUACCGGGACAGCUUUGACGUCCUCGUCUGCAUCCUGGAGUGCGAAGGCGAAGCCGUGCCGCGGGCCACCUGGGAGCUGUGCGCCGCCGCCGCCGGCCGAGCCAUCCCACGGCCCCGCGACCUCCAGGAUGACGGCGAUCCCUGGCGCGGCGUGGUGGCGGCGGUACCGGCGGUGCCGGUGAGCCCGCUGCAGGUAAGCGAGCUCCUGCGGCGCCGGGAAGCCGAAGACGAAGGCGUCGAACCGGCGCCGGGUGCCUUCCCGCAGCCACCCGAGGACAUUUCCCGACGACUCGGUGGUUUCCCGCGGGGGACGCACGGCUCGCGGCCGGCGCCGACAGCCAGGGGGGUGCAGAAGCGAUACGGGGGCUUCAUCGGGGUCCGCAAGUCGGCGAGGAAGUGGAACAACCAGAAGAGGUUUAGCGAGUUCCUGAAGCAGUACCUGGGCAUGUCACCCCGCUCCACGUUCCGGCAUCGCAUCCCAGCACCUUCUGCCAAGCACAGGCAAAAUUAACCCUGCUCCUGUCCACCCCAGCAGCCUCCAUCCUCUCUCUGACGGACCCCAAAGCUUCAGAAAUCACUUUGCUCUUCACUCACUAAGCCCGAUUUAAACCAGGACCCGACGAAUUUCGGCCUCCGCCGGCGACAGGAGCGAGAUGCCGCGGGGAGGGAGGGAGAGGACCACGGGGGAGCGAGCGGAAGUUUAAACAAAAUAAGGGGGAAAAAAACAAAAAAAAGGGAUUUUUGAAAAAGAAAAAAAAAAAUUGGAUUUUGGGGGAUUUUUUUUUUUUGGGGGGGUGGUGUCAGCCACUGUGAAAAAGCCACCUUGGAUCCAGCGGAAAAUCAGCCCCUGCCCCACGUUCCCAGUGCCUUCCCCGGCAGCGCUCGGCAUCCCCCGGCUGGGGCUUUUGGCUUCCCACGGGAUUUAUUUCCAGCUUUUCCGAUGGGGGAUGCCGAGGGGUCACGUCCCGCCGUGGCUCCAUCCCACCCCAGCGCCCAGAAACCACCUGGAAAUGUUUAUUUUUUAAUUUUUUUCCCUUUUCUAUUUUUUUUUCCCUUUUUUAAAGUGUUUUCCUUGAAGUUUUGUAAAACCUCCGGGGUUGACUUCUUUGCUCAGCAAUACAAACCACACGCGUGUUUUCGUUGCAUUCCCCCCCCCCCCACCCCCUCCCCGGCAUGCAUCGCGUCCCAGUCCCCGCGCCGGGAUGCGGUUUUUCCGUGUCGCUCCCAGGAGAAGAAUCGAAGCCGGUUAAUUCUCCUGCCUAAUUUGCUAUCCAAAAAGCAUAUCCCGGGAGCGACUUCGCCCGGGUCUCACCCGCAGUGCUGCCCUUCACUGUUUGUAAAAAAAAAAAAUAAAAAAAAAAAAACCCUAAUAACCCCUACAGGAAAAAAAAAAAAAGAAAAAAAAAGAAAAAAACCCCAAGAUCUUGUUCUUUUUAAUUGUUUCAUACAAAGAUUUCUCCAUUAAACUUGUACAUAGCAAAAGGAUUAAUAAAUUAGUUUACUGUUUCUACGAUA